Molecule: messenger RNA, 306 nt
Organism: Phytophthora nicotianae INRA-310
Lineage: Eukaryota; Oomycota; Peronosporomycetes; Peronosporales; Peronosporaceae
Exons: 2
Coding region: 1-306 (101 amino acids)
Source: RefSeq, a predicted model, not a curated record
AUGAACAACAUCGACGAUUACUAUGUCGGGCUUCAACACGCCAACGAACACAGAGGUGAGAUUGUCAACUCCGAUAAGCAUGACGAUACCAUUUUCCUGAUAAUGCAAAAUAGUACGUACUUCUACAUGUACGGCUGGAACAGCCAUGUUCCGCUACAGUCAAGCCAGACGCUUCUCGAGCUGAACAAAGGUGACAUUCUCAUUCUCCGUGGUGAUUGCAGUUUUGCAAUGGCCCGCGGCGUGGCUACGAACACGGUAAUUCAGGUGUACAUCGACACGCCGCAACUCGUGCGACCCUACUAUUAG